Molecule: messenger RNA, 434 nt
Organism: Spirometra erinaceieuropaei
Lineage: Eukaryota; Metazoa; Platyhelminthes; Cestoda; Diphyllobothriidea; Diphyllobothriidae
Source: the annotation of a GenBank genome assembly
AUGUACAAGGCCGUCAUCCUGCGGACGCUGCUGUACGGAGCGGAGACUUGGACGGUAUACACAAACCAGGCACGUCGACUGAACUACUUUCACCUUGGCUGUCUCCGUCACUGAACUGGCAGGAUCGAAUCCCCGCCACUGAUGUGCUGGAACGGACGGGAAUCCUCAGCAUCUAUACCAUCCUGAGACAAAUGCAGCUGCGUUGGAGCGGCCACCUGGUGCGCAUGGACGACGAGCGACUACCCAAACGACUCUUCUACGGAGACGUCGCGACGGGUUCUCGUCGUCAAGGAGGCCAAAUUCGCCGUUACAAGGAUACUCCGAAGUCCUCCCUGAAGCGCCUGCAAAUCAACCCGACCAACUGGGAAGAGCUCGUCCUCGACCGGCCGACCGACCUGGAGGAGGAAAGUGAAGACAGGCGCUGCGAUCUAUGA